UGGACUAUAUUAAUAUACUAUGAAUCUAUGAUAUUGUUGGACGGUUCAUAUCGCGCAUUUCCAAAUCAAUCUCCUCCAGAUUUUUCUCUCUCCUUUGCCCACCACUCCCCUUUCGCAGUCUCAUUAUCGUUCAAUUUUCGCUAAGCAAAGCAGAGCAUUUAUCAAUGGCGGGUAUGACUGUCACCGGUGGCAUUAUUGUUCCUUCUUCUAAUUCUAUGCCUAAUCUCGCUUUCUCCUCUUCUUCUCUUUCUGGUGACAAAUUUCAAACCAUUUCGUUUCUCAAUCGCCGCAAUUCUAGAAUUUCUUCUAAUGCUAGAAGAACCCCUAAUAUUGUUUCUCCUAAGGCGGUUUCUGAUUCGAAGAAUUCGCAGACUUGUCUAGAUCCCGAAGCCAGCCGUAGUGUUCUUGGUAUUAUACUUGGAGGUGGUGCUGGUACCCGUCUGUAUCCAUUGACAAAGAAGAGGGCAAAGCCUGCAGUGCCUCUCGGUGCCAAUUAUCGACUCAUUGACAUACCCGUCAGCAACUGUUUGAACAGCAACAUUUCCAAAAUAUAUGUUCUUACUCAGUUCAAUUCCGCUUCUCUCAAUCGCCAUCUUUCUCGAGCAUAUGCUAGCAACAUGGGAGGUUACAAGAGUGAGGGUUUCGUAGAAGUUCUUGCUGCUCAGCAAAGUCCAGAGAAUCCUAACUGGUUUCAGGGUACAGCCGAUGCUGUCAGGCAGUAUUUGUGGCUGUUUGAAGAGCACAAUGUUCUAGAGUUCUUGGUUCUAGCAGGCGACCAUUUGUACCGAAUGGAUUAUGAAAGAUUUAUCCAAGCUCAUAGAGAAACUGAUGCGGAUAUUACUGUUGCAGCUUUACCUAUGGACGAAAAGCGUGCUACUGCAUUUGGGUUAAUGAAAAUUGAUGAAGAAGGACGAAUCAUAGAGUUUGCGGAGAAACCUAAAGGAGAACAACUGAAAGCGAUGAAGGUUGAUACCACCAUCCUAGGUUUAGAUGAUGAGAGAGCGAAAGAAAUGCCAUACAUAGCUAGCAUGGGCAUUUAUGUUAUCAGCAAAGAUGUAAUGCUAAAUUUGCUUCGGGACCAAUUUCCUGGUGCUAAUGAUUUCGGAAGUGAAGUCAUUCCGGGAGCUACUUCUAUUGGAAUGAGAGUCCAAGCCUAUUUGUAUGAUGGUUAUUGGGAAGAUAUUGGUACAAUUGAGGCGUUUUACAAUGCCAACUUGGGUAUAACCAAAAAGCCGGUGCCUGAUUUCAGCUUCUAUGACCGUUCAUCUCCAAUUUAUACGCAACCUCGGUAUUUGCCCCCCUCAAAGAUGCUUGAUGCUGAUAUAACCGACAGUGUUAUCGGUGAAGGCUGUGUGAUAAAGAACUGCAAGAUUCAUCAUUCAGUUAUCGGUCUUAGAUCUUGUAUCUCCGAAGGUGCAAUAAUUGAGGAUACAUUGUUGAUGGGAGCUGAUUAUUAUGAGACUGAUGCUGAUAGGAAACUCCUGGCCACCAAGGGCAGUGUGCCUAUUGGGAUCGGGAAGAACACUCAUAUAAAACGUGCAAUUAUCGACAAGAAUGCUCGUAUUGGGGACGAUGUCAAGAUUAUUAACAGUGAUAAUGUACAAGAAGCCGCGAGAGAAACCGACGGAUACUUCAUCAAGAGCGGAAUCGUAACCAUAAUCAAGGAUGCCUUGAUUCCAAGCGGAACAGUCAUCUAAAACCGCAGGUAAACCAAAUAAAAGGCGCUUAAUUUUCUUGUAGCUGUUCAAGGAUCAACUAAGAGCGUCUCUAGUUUCUACCACUUCAAUCUAUGUAUGUAAAUAAUUUGAUCUUUAUUCUUUUGCAUGUAGUGCUAUAAUUUGGAGCCCACGUUAUUGUAAAGAUGUUUUGAUUAGUAGAAAUUUAUAAUAACAUCUUCCAAUAAAAUUUUGAGAUUAUUAUAUCACAAAUUCUUGUGAGAGAA
This is a messenger RNA of Amaranthus tricolor (Joseph's coat), 1942 nucleotides long. RefSeq names its product glucose-1-phosphate adenylyltransferase small subunit, chloroplastic/amyloplastic. The record is from RefSeq and is a predicted model, not a curated record. NCBI's taxonomy places the organism in Eukaryota, Viridiplantae, Streptophyta, Magnoliopsida, Caryophyllales, Amaranthaceae. The transcript is spliced from 9 exons. Bases 165 to 1697 code for a protein of 510 amino acids. Gene Ontology annotation, molecular function: glucose-1-phosphate adenylyltransferase activity. Gene Ontology annotation, biological process: glycogen biosynthetic process.